ACCCCAUUUUCUCUUCAUCCAAUUCCACGCCAUUGAAAAUGCUAUCUGCCUCCGCUCCUAUUACUCUCCCGCCGCUCCCGGCCAGAUCUUCUCCUCGGGAAUUUACACGUGUCAGAUUCCGGCCGCCGCGGGCCUUCUCCUCCUCCGCCACCGCCACCGCCACCUCCACCGCCUACGCCUCCAGAGAGGACACCGCCUCUCCGUAUCUGAACCUUCAAAGAAUGAACUCCUGCACUUCGCUUUACGAGGUCCUUGGAAUCCCUACCGGAGCUUCUUUUCAGGAGAUCAAAUCGGCGUACCGCCGACUCGCGAGAGUUUGCCACCCGGACGUGGCGGCCGUCGAUCGCAGAGACUCGUCGGCCACCGAUUUCAUGAAGAUCCACGCGGCUUAUUCCACUCUCUCGGAUCCUGUAAAACGCGCUGAUUACGAUCGGAAACUUCUCCCCCGGUAUCGUCCUAUGACCUCGGUAAGAAUGGCUUCUGGAUUUACCGGCUACACUCGCAGAAAUUGGGAGACGGACCAGUGCUGGUAACGAGUUGACUCACUUAGUGAUGAUACGAAUUCGAAAUUGAACGGAUCGGAGUUCGUGAAACGUUGAAGCAACUAUGUGAUCUGCGAAAAUUAGGGCUAUAUCAAAGAGUGCUGGAAACGGAAUCGGAGUCGGAAUCGCUGCUGUGAUUUGUACAUAUUACCGAAAUAAACGAAACGGCGCGAUUGGUUUGGGACUCCCUAGGGAUCUGUCGCGGGAUCGAAGCUUUUAUGGAACUCGCCGGAAGCGAACUUGCGGCCGUCCCGUUGCUUGUCUUGCCAAUGAGCGAGAUUUGCUUUCAGAUCUACAGGAAACGUUGUCAGGAAGACGAUUCCAGUUCUCGAAAAUCACCAAGUUAAAAAGAAACAGAGGAAAAUGCUUAUAUCUUUUCCUAGUUUUCCUUUCGUAUCUGUAUUUUUCUUGGCUUUGUACGGUUCUCUCUAUCAGUUUCAAUAGAAAAAAAAGAAACAAAAAUCGAAAACAUCUUUGGACGCUGUUUCAGAUGCUUUAGCUGAAUUUGCCUUUGGAUUUUCUUUGUUGGUGUCUGUUUUUGCUGUUUGAUUUGGAUCCGUUGAUGAUGAUUGACAAUAUAAUCCAGCAGAUGUUUCAAAUUU
This is a messenger RNA of Momordica charantia (bitter melon), 1144 nucleotides long. RefSeq names its product Chaperone DnaJ-domain superfamily protein (gene J11). Lineage: Eukaryota; Viridiplantae; Streptophyta; Magnoliopsida; Cucurbitales; Cucurbitaceae. The record is from RefSeq and is a predicted model, not a curated record.